AUGGACUACCAGCAACUCAACAAUACUAGUAGCGGCGAUGGAUCACCAUCCCGUCGACCAGUCACCAUGAAGCCUCCCAAGCAUCAGCCAAAGGAUCAUGCAUCGUGGGGUCUUUCUCGCUUGGCUUGUUCGGCCCGAUUGGACGAGAGCGAAUUACAACAUCGUCACAUGUUUCGCAGUAAAACCUCAAAUGGCUCUAUUGGCGCCACUACCACAAGCAAGACCAAGUCACUACUGUAUCCUCCACAAUUACAACCCAGUGCUCCACUACGCGACAUUGCCGAGAAUACCCUUUCCUUUCGACCCUUGCCGACACAAACUACCGCUUCCGCUUCUUCCUGUUGCUCUUCCUGGGGCGACGAACAAGACCCUCGAGACACAUCGCUGACUCCAUUGGUUUCAGCGACCUAUCUAACCAGCAACGAUAGUACUUGUAGCACUGUCAUGCCGGUUCCAUUUACCGAGAGACUUCGCAGAGCCGUCAUGACUCCUGGCAGUCCGUCCAAAUCAUCAUCGCAACGAACCCAUGCCGCGUCCACAUGUGCCACGACCAUGUCGUCUUCCACAGCACAAGAAAAUCAUCACCAUGGCAGAAAAUUGCAUCGACGCCGUCCUCCCACGCGAGUAGUGAGAAGUAGAACGCCUCCGGAUCUCACACCCAUCCACAGCAACACUCUCAAACAAGGUGGCGGUUACAGUCGACCACCGCUGCACACCCCGUCAAACAACAACAACAACACUGCAGCAAUAACACCCUUGCCACCGUCAUUGACCAUUACCACGUGCUCUUCCUUUACGGAUUCCGAUGUUUCCUUCUUGUCCUUUCAUCACGAUGACGAACAACACUUUCAGCAUCCAAUCCAUCAACACAACAACAAUCAAAACAGCAACAACAACAAUAACAGCAAUGACACUAGUAAUACAUCAUGGACGACGACUCCAAUCGAACCAAUCAGUGAACAACAACAACAACUACAAGACAAUCGACAAUUGAAAUAUUGGCGCAGGCGAUGCAGCGAGUGCUUUGAACAUUACGGAAUGCAGCACUCGCAAACGGCAAAUGCAUUUCUAGAACUUGGAUUGGAACAUGUGCGAUGUGAGCAAUACACGGCUGCACAGGAUUUCUUUCGAACAGCCCUUCGGGUCUUUGAGAAACUCUUUGGGCCCAACAAUCUCAGAGUGGCCAAGGUUUUGGAAGCGCUGGGAAUGGCGCAAAGUCGGUGGAAUACCAAUGGACACUCCUCCUCCAACAACAGCAACAACAGAAACAACAACAACGACGGCAUUCCCAACAUUAUUACCAUUUCCUCGUCUCCCAACAGCAACAGCGCCAACAAGGCAGGAUUACUCUUGGGUCUACAAUCCUUUCGAAGAUGCUUUCGAAUCCGAUACGACCAGCUCGGUCCAACUGCCAUUGACACUGUAGAAGUACUCAACAAGAUUGCCAACAAUUACAUGCGAUUGCACAUGUACCACAGUGCCAAGAAUGAUUACAUGCAAGUCUUGACGUUGCGGACCGCCAUUUUGGGACACGAUCAUCCCAGUGUGGGUAUUUGUGCACAAGCCCUGGGAAUGGCACAUUGGAAACAAAAGGAACAGGAACAAGCCAAGGCGUACUUUUUGCAGGCACUCAAUGUAUUUGCCGUCAAUGGGCUCGGUGAUCAUCCGUUGGCACAACGCAUUCGAGAGGAUGUCCAAAUGUUGGGGUGGGAUUUGGCACGGGUGGAGAUUUAG
Seminavis robusta is the source of this 1734-nucleotide messenger RNA. Lineage: Eukaryota; Bacillariophyta; Bacillariophyceae; Naviculales; Naviculaceae. The record is from the annotation of a GenBank genome assembly.